Bicyclus anynana (squinting bush brown) is the source of this 2250-nucleotide messenger RNA. RefSeq lists its product as uncharacterized. The transcript is spliced from 2 exons. The coding region runs from base 255 to 1976 and encodes 573 amino acids. The record is from RefSeq and is a predicted model, not a curated record. Lineage: Eukaryota; Metazoa; Arthropoda; Insecta; Lepidoptera; Nymphalidae.
AACACAAGUCAACAAAAAAAAAAAAUUUUUUUGGGUUUGUUAUUAAAUUAAUAUUUUCUGAUUUUUUACAACUAAAAGUAACCAGAAACUUCGUUCAUUGCAAAUAAAGUUUGCUUUUGUACAAUUUACGAUGAAAAAUAAAUAUUUUAAUAUUUUGGCAGACAGUUUGAGGUGCAAGGGUUUUAACACGCUAGAGACGGAGUUGGUGGGGGGUUACAGGUGUGAAGCGGGGACCGGCAGGUAGUCUCGGUAGUAUGCGCGUGAGCAUUACCAAGAAACGACGUUAUUUGUGUGGCGCGAAAUCUAAAAUGGCUUCCAAAAAGUGUAAAAAUGACGUUAACUCUUUUUGUUAUAUUUGCGGCGAAUUCAUUAAAGUAAGAGCUAUGAAAUUCAGUUUGUCGUCAAAUGUAAAACUCUGUGAAGCUUAUGAAGCUUAUUUUAAUCUUCCCAUUCGAAGUCAAGAUAAAAUAUGGGCACCUAAAUUCUCAUGUAGUUACUGCAAAAACACAUUAGAAGCUUGGUAUCGAGGAGAAAAAAAAAGUAUGAAGUUUGCAGUACCAAGAAUAUGGAGGGAGCCCACUAAUCACAUCAGUGAUUGCUACUUUUGUCUUGUCAAUCCACGUAAGCGUCGGGCUGGCAAAAAUGCCAAAAAGAUUCAGUACCCAGAAUUGCCAUCAACAACCGCUCCGGUACCCCACAGUGAACAUUUUCCUGUGCCUUCUCGUUCCAAUUUGAAGGAAGAGCUCCCGCUAUCACAAGAUUGUAGUAGUAGCGAAGGCAGCGAAUUCUUAAUCAAAUCAGUGUCUGUUGAACCACAUCUUAUUAAUUCAGAAGAGUUUAAUGAUUUAGUAAGAGACUUAAACCUACCUAAAAUUAAAGCAGAAAUAUUAGCUUCACGGCUAAAACAGUGGAAUUUGCUCAAGCAGGAUGUUAAUAUAAGUGAUCAAAGAAAGCGUCAUGAAAUAUUUUCUGGAUUUUUUACAAAGAAAGACGGACUGUGUUAUUGCAAUGACGUGAAAGGUUUAUUUGAUGCGAUCGGAAUCCCUUGUGUUUCUUCUGAGUGGCGUCUUUUCAUCGACAGCUCUACAAAAAGUUUAAAAGCAGUCCUCCUUCACAAUGGAAAUAAAUUUCCAUCACUACCUUUGGCUCAUUCUGCAAUGCUCAAAGAAAAUUACGAAAGCGUUAAAAUGGUGCUUCAAACUUUAAAGUAUGAAGAGUAUGCUUGGCCAGUUAUAGGGGAUUUCAAGAUGGUAGGUUUUCUGGUGGGUAUGCAAGGCGGAUACACUAAAUAUCCAUGCUAUCUUUGCUUAUGGGACAGUAGAGCUGACACACUUCACUACAAGCAGCAGUUAUGGCCAGAACGGAUCGAGUUCCAGAUAGGAAAACAUAAUGUCAAGAAUGAACCGAUUGUGAAGGCCGAUCAUAUUUUGAUGCCUCCAUUGCAUAUUAAAUUAGGCCUCAUGAAGCAAUUUGUGAAGGCUCUUCGUCAAGAUUCUCCAGCUUUUGAAUACUUAAAGAGUUUUUUCCCUAAACUUUCAGAGGCUAAAGUUAAAGCUGGUAUUUUCGUCGGUCCACAAAUUAAGAAAAUAAUGGCCAGUGAAAAAUUCCCAGAGCUACUGAACGCUCACGAAAAACAAGCGUGGCUCAGCCUUAAAGCAGUGAUCCAUGGCUUUCUUGGCAAUAAAAAAGCUGCAAAUUAUAAAGAGCUCAUUUCUAAUAUGCUUGAGAAUUUCAAACUCAUGGGAUGCAGAAUGUCCCUUAAAGUACAUAUGCUACAUGCUCACUUAGACCAGUUUAAAGAUAACUUAGGGGCAUACUCAGAAGAGCAAGGAGAACGCUUUCACCAAGAUAUGAUAAACUUUGAACAACGUUAUCAAGGACAAUAUAAUGAGAAUAUGAUGGGUGACUACAUUUGGAGUCUAAUACGAGAAGGUUCCUACUCACACAGAAGAAAAACAAAAAAUAUUCAUUUCUAAAGUUUCUUACUGAUUCUUUUUAUGUAUUUGGAGAUUUAUCUUUAUUGUUCUUUGUAAAUAAAGGUGAUUAACAUAUAAAUUAAAGUUCUUUUUCUUGCCUUUGUAUUCUACUGAAUUAAAAAAAUAAGAUUUUCUUAAAAUUAGAAAUUGCGUUCUGGUUGCUACAAAAGCAAACUUUAUCAAAUAAAAGUAUUUUUUUAUUGUUAAGUUAGACAUUAUUAAUCUAAAUCAGCACCACAGAACUCAGACUCAAAAAUCGUGUUUACUUGUGUAA